Otolemur garnettii (small-eared galago) is the source of this 1705-nucleotide messenger RNA. RefSeq names its product CD55 molecule (Cromer blood group) (gene CD55). Bases 153 to 1292 code for a protein of 379 amino acids. The record is from RefSeq and is a predicted model, not a curated record. NCBI's taxonomy places the organism in Eukaryota, Metazoa, Chordata, Mammalia, Primates, Galagidae. The transcript is spliced from 11 exons.
UGGUAACUCUGAGUCCGGCUCAGACACAGUUCAGCUGCCUUCGAGGACCUACUCUGCGCUGGCUUCUGUUCUUAACGCUCGUCUCUCCAGCUGGCUUCCCCUCACUGCAGCCUCGGCGGAGUCCGGGAGCCGGGUCCCUGUCCCCGCCCACCAUGAGUGUCGCGCGGCCGGGCGCCCCGGCAGUGCUGCAGGUCCUCGGCGGUCUGCACCUGCUCCUGCUCCUGCUGUGGUCACCAGCUGCACAGGGUGACUGCCCGCCUCCUCCAGAAAUGCCUAAUGCCCACCCAGACUUGAAAGGUCUUACAAGUUUCCCUCAGAAUACCACUAUCAUAUACCUCUGUAAUGACGGCUUUGUAAAAAUUCCUGGCGUGCAAGACUCGGUGGUGUGCCUUGACAAUAAUCAGUGGUCACAGGUUUCAGAAUUCUGUAAUCGUAGCUGUGCUAUGCCACCCCGGCUACCAUAUGGAGUUGUCAGAUCAAAAUAUAGGAUAGUGACUUAUUUUCCAGUCGGGACCACUGUGGACUAUGACUGCCGUAUGGGCUACAGAAGGGUCUUUGGUGUAUCACCAAAAAUAACUUGCCUUCCGAGUUUAGAGUGGUCGGUACCAGAACAAUUUUGUGAAAAAAAACCAUGUCCGAAUCCUGGAGACUUAGUAAAUGGUCAUAUCAAUAUAACAACUGAUAUAUUAUUUGGUGCAACCAUUUACUUCGUAUGUGACACAGGGUACAACCUAGUUGGUGCAUCAUCUAGUCUCUGUAUUCUAACAGGCAAUAAUGUUGAGUGGAGUAACCCACUUCCAGUUUGUAGAGUAAUUUAUUGUCGAGACCCACCAUCAAUUGCCAAUGGAAGAAUAAUUAGCGGAGAAAGCGGACAGUAUACCUAUAAUCAUGCUGUGGGGUAUGCGUGUGAUAAAGGCUUUACCCUGAUUGGAGAAAGCACUAUUUAUUGUACUGCAAAUGGUGAAGAAGGAGAAUGGAGCAGCCUACCACCUCGAUGUCAAGGAAAAUCUCCACCUGGCAAAGGCCCAACACCAGGUCCUGUCCCUACAGUGAAAGAACCUCCUCAGACACCCACCAGAGAGACACCUGAGAACGCAGCAACCCAGACUGAACAACCUUCCAGGACAACCAUGCGUCCUCUUGCAACAAGUUUCCCUAAAGGAGGAGAUAUCCCUUCAGGUACUUCCGGAGUUGUACAUGGAUUUGUUGCUGCUAUUAUAGUAAUUACUACCGUAAGUCUAGGCAUGGCACUAUGGAGAUUCAGGGGUGCAAUUGAGACCUCCAGUAACUGAAACCAUGGAUGAGGGGACUACUGUAUUUGUUUUGAAUUGUAUUUUGGGAUUUUGCGAUAAACCUACUCGUUCCAUUCCGAAUCAGAGCAAUCAUGCAAACCUCAAAAAAGAAUUGGCCAUUUUCAUGUACACAUAAAGAUCACUUCAUUUGCCUUACUUUAGAAGUAUAAAGCUGUUGAGGGUAAGAGUUAACUUUAUAUAUACCUGGUUAGCCUUUUGAUCUCAUAGUGAUUUAAGUAAGUAUUUGAUCUUAGUUAGAACAGAAAAUAUAAUGAAUGUGAAAGUCAUAAUGUAACUUCAUCUAGUGAUUCUUUGUGUUUGUCUACCAAAAGACUUAUUUAUUUCAGAAGCAUUGCAUUUGGAUGAUAAUUUUUAGUUUAGGGAUAGGAGUGUAAACAACUGUUUGAUUGUGC